UCGAGUCCAUGGCCGAAAAAAAAAAUAAAAAGAAUAAGAUAAUCAUAAAUAUUUAGGUCCUACAAUUUGAAUAAUGACGACAAUUUUAAUAAAAAAUAAGAGGAAGCCUCAUAAUGUAAAGCGAAAAUUACAUGAAAAGUCCCUGUCAUUAUAGUAAAACAAUAAACUGCAACAUGGAGGCACUACCCGAGCAUUCCACUGACACUUGCCUCAUAGUACCCAAGGAGGAAAUUUUAGAUGACCUGGAGAUCACGUUUGAAAAGGAAUACCAAGAUGACAAAUACUACAUCAUACCCAAAGAGGAGCUGUGCAAAAGCAGUCUGCACUUGAACGGUGAAGAUUCCUCGGGAUUUAACCACACGCCGAUUAAGACAGAACUGACUUUGAGUGAUGACGUCGUCCAGCUACGUCGAGAUUUCAAUGAAAACACAGAAACAGAAAAUGAACUUGUAUCUACACAUAAAACCGUCACAAAGAUUAAAUGGGAACCAGAUACUGAUGGCAGUGGUUCUGGAGACUCGGCUCAGACGCUUGGGGUUCCCCAACAUAAGGAGUGUUCUCCGAUACAGCGGCGUGGCAAUGAGAAGAAGCCACUCUCUUGCCAUUUUUGCGGUUUCAAAUGUAAAUACAAGAGUGCUCUAAUAAGACACAUGAGGUCGCACACCGGCGAGAAACCGUUCGCAUGCAAGUAUUGCGAGUUCAAAUGCAGCAACGUGAGCACUCUUAACCUGCACCUGCGCACGCACACGGGCGAAAGACCAUAUUGCUGUCGCAGUUGUCACGCUAAAUAUACUCGAAAGCAGCAUCUGUUGGUCCACAUGCGCAAGCACACUGAGCCUCCCCAACUGAAGAAGUGUCCGAACAAGGAGCCCCUCUCGUGCCAUUAUUGCGGGUUCAAGUGUAAAUACAAGAGCGCUAUAAUACGACACAUGAGUACCCACAACGGGGAGCAGCCGUUCGCAUGCAAGUAUUGCGAGUUCAAAUGCAGCGACAUCAGCACACUGAGCGCGCAUAUGCGCACACACACGGGAAAUGAGAAGUCUCUCUCUUGCCAUGCUUGCGGGUACACGUGUAAAUACAAAAGUGCUUUACUAAGACACGCGAGGUCACACACUGGCGAGAAGCCGUACGCUUGCAAGUAUUGCGAGUUUAAAUGCAGCAACGUCAGCACACUGAACUCGCACCUGCGCAAGCGCUUUGGGCCGCCCCCACUUAAGGAGUGUCCGCCGACCAAGCGGGGAAGAAAAGAGAAGGAGCCUCUCUCUUGCCAUGUUUGCGGGUACAAGUGUAAAUACAAGAGUUCUUUGUCGAAACACAUGAGUACCCACAACGAUGAAAAGCCGUUCAAACGCAGCAACGUCAGCACACUGAGCCCGCACAUGCGCACGCACACGGACGCUUCGCGGCCGAAAAGAGAAAGUUCGCCCCACCACGUUAGAACUGACAAGCCUCACAUGAGCCCUCAAUCCGAAAAAAAACCAUAUUGUUGCGAGGAAUGUAACGCUUGUUUCACGCUCAAGAAUGACUUGGUCGCUCACAAGCGCUCUCACGUUGUAAAACCCUUGAGUUGUGACCUGUGUCAGGCGAAGUUUAAACAGGAGCGUAGUUUAAUUCUUCACAUGAGAAAGCACACCGGAGAGAAACCCUACGUCUGCGGCCAAUGUCAGGCUAAAUUUAUUCGAAAAGGCGAACUAACUACUCACAUGAGGUUCCACAGUGGAGAAACUUAUCAGUGCGAACAUUGUCCGAAGAAAUUUUUGCAUAAACCGAGUCUCAUUUGCCACAGGAGAACACACACUGGUGAGAAACCUUAUUCGUGUGAACUGUGCCACAAGAAAUUUACACAGACAGGUACCUUAAAUUCUCACAUGCAGACGCACGCUGAUGCUAAACUUUAUUCCUGCGAUCAAUGUUUCAAGCAAUUUUCAAGACAAUCGUGUUUCACUUCUCAUGUUAUGACCCACACAGGAGAGAAACCCUAUUCUUGUACUGUUUGCGGGAUGAAAUUUAGAAGUAGGCAUCAUUUAAUUUCUCACACGAGGAUACAUACUGGGGAAAAACCUUACUCUUGUUCGUUAUGCGAUGCGAAGUUCGCCCAAAUGAGUUCUCUGAACGGCCACUUAAGGUCCCACUCUGGCGAGAAACUGUAUUCUUGCAUCUUGUGUCAGGCUAAACUUGCAAGUAAACACUCUUUAACUGUCCACAUGCGGUCCCACACUGGUGAGAAACCCUUCUCGUGUGGCGUAUGCGAGGCUGAAUUUACAAAUAAACAAAGCCUAACGAGUCACAUGAGGAGUCACACUGACGCCAAACCAUUUCCUUGUGAUCAGUGCGAGGCUUCGUUUAAACACAAGCAUAAUUUGACUACGCAUUUGAGAACCCAUACCGGCGAGAAGCCUUAUUCCUGCAAAGUCUGUGAUUACAGAUUCGCUCAAAGCAGUGCGCUAGUGAGGCACACGAGAACUCAUAGGUAGUUAAAAAUGUUUAAAGGUUCUAUAAAAAAACAUUUUUUAACUUCUCUGUAUUUUUCGCGGGGUCCUUGUUAAUUAGUUUAUAAGAUGGCAAAUUGUUAUUUGACUGAGCAGCAUUUUUUGAUUCAUAGAGUUAGCUAUAAAUUGGGUUAAACAGCACUUGUGUUUUGAUAAAAAUGUAUAAUGUAGCAUAUCCUAGGUUUAUGUUAUUACUGAAAUAAUGCCCUGACUUGAGGCUCUUGAAGCAGUCAACAAUCAAUUUAAUGCAUCACGGAAUGCAAUAAUUUACUAAAAUAAACUAAAUAAAAUCUAAAACGUCCUCGAAACCACCGCAGCGAGGCACAGUUCCUAAGAU
Molecule: messenger RNA, 2826 nt
Organism: Pararge aegeria (speckled wood butterfly)
Lineage: Eukaryota; Metazoa; Arthropoda; Insecta; Lepidoptera; Nymphalidae
Product: zinc finger protein 260-like
Exons: 7
Coding region: 132-2474 (780 amino acids)
Biological process (GO): regulation of transcription by RNA polymerase II
Molecular function (GO): RNA polymerase II cis-regulatory region sequence-specific DNA binding; DNA-binding transcription factor activity
Source: RefSeq, a predicted model, not a curated record